Molecule: messenger RNA, 2391 nt
Organism: Nelumbo nucifera (sacred lotus)
Lineage: Eukaryota; Viridiplantae; Streptophyta; Magnoliopsida; Proteales; Nelumbonaceae
Biological process (GO): protein K48-linked deubiquitination
Molecular function (GO): cysteine-type deubiquitinase activity; K48-linked deubiquitinase activity
Source: RefSeq, a predicted model, not a curated record
AUGGCGGAUCAAGAAGAAGAGGACUUGCGAAUGGCUCUGCGUAUGAGUCUACAACCGUCACCCCCUGAGGCGAAAAGGAGCAAACCUAGAGAGAAUGCCGGUAUUCAAAGUGUUUCUUCCAAUUCGGAGGAGUCGCCCGAGGCGAAAAAUCGGAAAUUGCAGCGAGAGCUUAUGGCCGCGGCUGCAGAGAAGAGGAUGAUGCUGGCUAAGAAUGCUGCCUCUGCAAAGGCGGGGAGGGUUGCAGUUGCAGUUGCCGUGCCGGAGCCGAGCAUUCCCGUCACCAAGGCAGAAAGGAGUGUUGUUGCAGGGCCUGUUGGACAAAAACCCGAGGCGGAGUGUACGAGGGAGGAAGCGAAAAAUGUGACCUUUGGGGAAGAACUAUCUUCUGCAGAGGCGGAUCAGUUGUUUUCAAUGGUGUUUGGAAGUGGCGUUUCGAAGGAUAUUCUUGCUCAAUGGAGUCAUCAGGGCAUAAGGUUUAGCUCUGACCAAGAAACAUCUAUGGGCCUUGUACAACAUGAAGGGGGGCCUUGUGGCGUUUUAGCAACCAUACAGGCAUUUGUCCUCAAAUACCUUUUGUUUGCAACUGAUGAAGAAGGUAAAGAUGCAACCAGUUUGACAUCCCAAAAUAUGGGGGCAAGGAGAUUGUCUCGAAGUGAAUGUGUCACAUUGGGUAAUUUUGCUUCUCUAACUGAAGAUGGAAAGGCAAGAGCUCUGGUUCAUAGUAUGAUGGAAAUACUAUUUUCAUGUGGCUGUAAGAAAAGGGCUACUGUUGCAACAUUGAGUGUCAUCAACCUCCCUGUUGAGGACAGAUCUGAAGGUGGUCAAAAGGAUGACAUAAUUGCAAAAGCCUUGGAAGGCCUUCAAAUUGAAUCAGCUUCAGACUUGCACAAGUUUUUAAGAGUCAAGACAUAUAGUUCGGCAACCAGUGCUUUUCACGGUCUCAAGUCAAUGCUUCCCAUUUUUCAAAGUCGAAUGGGAGCAAUACUGUUCCUCAUUUCUGCAUUACUUUCUCGAGGACUGGAGUCUGUUCAAGCAGACAGAGAUGAUCCUAGCCUACCAUUGGUCACUGCACCAUUUGGACAUGCCUCACAGGAAAUUGUAAACCUACUGCUUUGCGGGCUGGCUGUCCCUAAUGUGUUUGAUGGGAGGAUGGAUUUAGGAGGUGGCAUGUUUCUAAAGGGCAUACCUACUAGUGUGGAAGUUGGAUUCCUUACUUUGCUGGAGUCUCUCAAUUUCUGUAAGGUUGGGCAGCAUCUGAAAUGCCCAAAGUGGCCAAUAUGGGUGGUGGGAAGUGAAUCACAUUACACAGUCCUUUUUGCUCUUGAUACCCACGUCCAAGAUGAGAAUGAACUGGAAGAACGGGAGUCACAGAUCAGGAAAGCAUUUGAUGCCCAAGACCAAAGUGGUGGAGGAGGCUUCAUCAGUGUGGAAGGACUUCAUCAAGUCCUCAGGGAAACAAACAUUAGCCUGCCACCUGAGAAGCUUGAUCACCUUUGUAGCACUGGCUUUAUAGUUUGGAGUGAGUUCUGGCAAGUUUUGCUCGAGCUGGAUAGGAGUUCAGGAGGUCUGAAAGAUUCUACUGGAUUGAUGGGUAAGAAAGUAUUUGAUCUCUACCAUUUUAAUGGAAUUGCAAAGUCUGUACUAAAUGGAAGCCAAGCAACCUCCGGAGGUGGGAGUCCAGUGCAGAGACCAAGACUCACAAAAUUAAGAGUUUCAGUCCCACCGAGGUGGACUCCUGAGGAGUUUAUGGCAGAUGUGGUUGUUCCCUCCGGUCCAGGUGAGAAUAAUAGUGGUAAAGACACUGUCAUUGAAGUUACCCAGCUUGAACCCCCACAGCAUGCACCAUUGGUGGAUUGCAUCAGAACUCGCUGGCCUCGAGCUGUCUGCAACUGGAGUGGAGACCCCCCUAGUAUAGUCUGACUGAUUGGUCAAUAAUGUUCUUGGUCAAAGCAUAAGGAGGUAUAAGAGUCUGCUUUCUUUAUGAGAUAUUACAGGAAGCAUGCAUUUACAAAGCAAGAAGACAAGAGGCAUCAGAAAAUAUGGGCUUCAUCAGUUUGCAGUUGCAUAAUCUCCAGUUAAAGGAGAAAGCAUGAUUUGGUAAACCCAGGGAGGUGCUUGUGGAAUGCCAUUUCUAUUGUGUAGUAUUGUAACUUCACAUCAUAAUUCCCUAGUGUUAGAUAAUUAGGGGGAAAGGGAAGGAACGAGUCCCGUAAACCAUACUGUAAUAUUUAAUUUGUUUUGUCCAAUAUCAUUGUAAGUGGAGAAGUUUUCCAGGCCUCGGGGUGUUAAAUGACAUGGAUUUGUGUGAUUGGUAUGAUGUUUUACCACAAUUGUUUUUUUAUUCCAUCGUAGAGCCUGCAGGGAAUUGGUAUGAUGCUUGUUUUCAAGCUC